This is a messenger RNA of Daldinia childiae, 1098 nucleotides long. RefSeq lists its product as uncharacterized. The transcript has a single exon. Lineage: Eukaryota; Fungi; Ascomycota; Sordariomycetes; Xylariales; Hypoxylaceae. The record is from RefSeq and is a predicted model, not a curated record. Bases 1 to 1098 code for a protein of 365 amino acids.
AUGUUGGGUAAUCCGAACCGGUGGCAACCGGAUGACCCCAACUGGAGAAGACGUUUUACAACGGUACCGUCCUCCUACUGGAAAAACCGCAUGGAUCGAUUGCGUGUUAUUGCAUACAGACAGUACGUCACGUUGGACCCACGGAUCCGUCAUGUUUUCGAUGAAUGCGAAGGGAUCAUGGAAGGUGUACAAGGACCGUACGAUCUCCCUACUCCGUUCCAGGACUUCCGAGGAUCUGUUAGCAGUCUAGCACACGUAGUAAGAAAUCUGAAGAGCCUGGGUCAACCUCCGCCUGCAGAUGGAGUGUAUAAAUGGACUGCCCCUGGCCCAGUACGAAAACUUGCACAGGAAGAGCGCCGAUCUUUCACGCCGGAACCGCAGCCUAGCCCCAUUACGACCGAUUUACCCAAGUUCGAAUUUACUCCCUCAGGCAAGGAAGAAAUAAGAGACGCUUUUGGUGUACCGCGCGACGCAAGGACACUAGGAACACGCGCGCCUCGACGACUUAAUAUACCGGACUGGGGCUCAGGUGGCGGGAACUUGGGUGGUUCCGCGUCCGGGUCGACAUCAAGAGGCGGUGCUCUGGGGACAACAGGAGGUGGUGGACUCAGCAAAAACCGACGUCAGACGAAUAGAGGCUACGCACGUUGGAACAAGAAUCGGGACGGCGCACAAUUUAUCCUUUCCGCGCAGAAGAUGAAUAGCCUAGAUAGUCUCCAGGAGAUAGGGGUGUCGAGUUCAACCAUCGACGAGAUAGUUAAGUCGGCCCCCUUCGGAACAGGAGGACGUUUUCAGAGUGGGACGGGGGAGACCAUCUUCACGCCACAACCUAUUGGUUCUAGAGCCGGGAAGCAGCCGACUAUAUUCCCCAAUCCGUAUGCAAAUCCUUUGAUCACGACAAAUGAAUCUAUUUUAUAUGACGAGCAGUAUCUCCUCCAGGAGGCGCAGCGGUUGGAGGAGCGUAGGGGACAGCAAUACCAAACAACGGAUACCUGGCGGGACGCGCGAGCUACAGGCUUCGGUGGUACUGAAGGCCAAAGUCCGGGCUCGUCUUCAGGAUCGCCGAGCGCAUUCCCGUCCCCUGCUCCUAGCACUUAG